Messenger RNA from Prosopis cineraria, 1748 nucleotides. RefSeq names its product protein ALP1-like. The record is from RefSeq and is a predicted model, not a curated record. The transcript is spliced from 3 exons. Lineage: Eukaryota; Viridiplantae; Streptophyta; Magnoliopsida; Fabales; Fabaceae. The coding region runs from base 356 to 1537 and encodes 393 amino acids.
GGCAAGCUUCUCCUGCUACGCCAGCGCACCUCUCCCUGAAAAUCUCGUGGAGACAUAAGUUGGUGAUGCUCUCCAUAGUUCCUAUAUCAAAGUUCCUCCCACCUCUUCUCACAUUACCUUCAAGGCUUCAACCUACACCAACCCGCAUAUUUUUGUUGCUUAAAUUUUACUUCCCCUCUGCUCACCAUACCUAUAUCUGCAUGCUUCAAACAUCGCCAUAAAUCCACACCCAUUGACCCAACCCCGCUAAUCAUCACUAUUCUCACAACUUGUUGCCACGUCACUGCCCAUCAUUCCCUUAGGCCUGUAGUCAGUGGGGUUUUCGAGUUUUGAUUUGAUUUACUCUCUGUGGUUAAUGGGUCCUGUGAGAGGAUUGAAGAAGAGACAGAAGGUAGAGAAGAAACAUGACGAAAAUGGUUCUGCCUCUGGGUCGCCGGAGAAAGAGGAGCCUGUAGAUUGGUGGGAUGAGUUCUCUAAGAGGACUACUGGUCUUCAACAUUCUCCAUCAAAGGGUCUGGAUGACUUCGAAGCUGUUUUUAAGAUCUCCAGAAAAACCUUUGGGUACAUAUGUUCACUUGUGAAGGAUGAUAUGGUGGCAAGAUCUGCACAUUUAGUGUUUGCAAAUGGCAAACAGAUGUCUUUAUAUGAUAAAGUAGCUGUGGCAUUGAGAAGACUGGGAUCUGGUGAGUCUUUAGUCACAAUUGGUGAUUCAUUAGGGCUGAACCACUCAACAGUGUCGCAGGUUACUUGGCGAUUUGUAGAGUCCAUGGAAGAAAAGGCACUUCAGCACCUGCAAUGGCCUUCUACUGAAGCAGAAAUUAUGGCAAUAAAAUCCAAAUUCGAGAAAGUGCAAGGCCUCCCUAAUUGCUGCGGCAUAGUCGAUGCUACUCACAUCACAAUGUGUCUACCUCUUUCAGAACCUUUUAGUAAUGUGUGGCUUGAUCACGAAAAGAAACAUAGCAUGGUAUUGCAGGCAAUAGUGGAUCCUGACAUGAGGUUCAGGGACAUAGUCACUGGCUGGCCAGGUAAAAUGAAGGACUGGUCGGUCUUUGAGAGCUCAGAUUUCUACAAACUUUGUGUUAAAGGAGAGAGGUUGAAUGGGAAGAAAUUGAACCUCCAUGAAGGAUCAGAAAUAGGGGAAUACAUAAUUGGGGAUUCAGGCUAUCCUCUACUGCCUUACCUUGUUGUCCCCUACGAAGGGAAACAACUCCCCGAGCCAAAAGCAGAGUUUAACCGGCGCCUUUUUGCCACCCGGAUGGUGGCACAGAGCGCAUUAGCAAGGCUGAAGAAUAUGUGGAAAAUCAUUCAAGGUGCGAUGUGGAGGCCUGACAAACAUAGGCUGCCACGAAUUAUUUUGGUUUGCUGCUUGCUUCACAACAUUGUUAUUGACAUGGAAGAUGAAUUGCAGGAUGAACUGCCUUUGUCUCACAACCAUGACUCAGGUUACCGUCAGCAAAUUUGUGAAGCUGUUGACAUAAAUGGAGUAUCACUAAGAGAUAAGUUGUCUAUGUACUUGACUGCAAGGUCCUCUCCAUGAGUUUUCUCCAUCCUCGCGGUUCCUAGCUCAAUGAUGUAUCUGAGCAUCUGAGUUUAUUAUAAACUUGUUCAUUUUUCCUUCCAACUUCUUAGGACGUAAAUAGAACAGGUAAUAGUGCCUCCUGAGUGAGUGUUGCAAGUUUGCCAAAACUGUUGUUAAAAAGACUAAAAAGACCUUUUGAAAGUAUGGAAUUUGAACGAUGAUUGCUUGA